Messenger RNA from Sapajus apella (tufted capuchin), 11097 nucleotides. It is a transcript of the gene CELSR1, whose product is annotated as cadherin EGF LAG seven-pass G-type receptor 1. Gene Ontology annotation, molecular function: calcium ion binding; G protein-coupled receptor activity. Gene Ontology annotation, biological process: homophilic cell-cell adhesion; cell surface receptor signaling pathway; G protein-coupled receptor signaling pathway. Gene Ontology annotation, cellular component: plasma membrane. The coding region runs from base 16 to 9054 and encodes 3012 amino acids. Lineage: Eukaryota; Metazoa; Chordata; Mammalia; Primates; Cebidae. The record is from RefSeq and is a predicted model, not a curated record. The transcript is spliced from 35 exons.
CUCGGGCUCCGGGCCAUGGCGCCGCCGCCGCCCGUGCUGCCCGUGCUGCUGCUCCUGGCCGCCGCCGCCGCCCUGCCGGCGCUGGGGCUGCGAGCGGCGGCCUGGGAGCUGCGCGUACCUGGCGGGGCCCGCGCCUUCGCCCUCGGGCCGGGCGGUACCUACGCGGUGGGCGCCGCGCAAACGCCCCGGGAGCUGCUGGACGUGGGCCGCGAGGGGCGGCUGGCAGGACGGCGGCGCGUCUCGGGCGCCGGGCCCCGGGGCUGCAUGCACCUGGCGGGGCGCCCGUUGCCGCUGCAAGUCCGCUUGGCAGCCCGCGGUGCCCCGACAGCGCUGAGCCUCCGCCUGCGGCCGCGCGCGCACCAUCCCGGCUGCCGAGCCCGUGCCCGACGCGCGCGGGCUGUCCUCCCAGGACCUGGGCUCUGCGGGGCGCUCUGCUUCCCCGUCCCCGGUGGCUGCGCGGCCGCGCAGCGUUCAGUGCUCGCAGUUCUGACCACCAUCCCCGCCUGCAGCUGCCCACCGCGUCCCGGGCCCCGCUGUCCCGGCCGCCCCAUCUGCCUGUGUCUCCUGUGUGCCCUGCGAUGCGCGGCUGGCGCCGUCCGGGUGGAGCUGGCCCUGGAGGCCGCUGCCUCGGGGACUCCCUCCGCGUCGCCAUCGCCAUCGCCGCCGCCGAACUUGCCUCAAACCCGGGCCGGGCCGGUGCGACGGGCCCGGCGGGGCACGAGCGGCCGAGGGAGCCUGAAGUUCCCGAUGCCCAACUACCAAGUGGCGUUGUUUGAGAACGAGCCGGCGGGCACACCCCUCCUCCAGCUUCACGCGCACUACACCAUCGAGGGCGAGGAGGAGCGCGUGAGCUAUUACAUGGAGGGGCUGUUCGACGAGCGCUCCCGCGGCUACUUCCGCAUCGACUCCGCCACGGGCGCGGUGAGCACGGCCAGCGAGCUGGACCGCGAGACCAAGGAGACGCACGUGCUCAGGGUAAAAGCCGUGGACUACAGCACGCCGCCGCGCUCGGCCACCACCUACAUCACCGUCUUGGUCAAAGACACCAACGACCACAGCCCGGUCUUCGAGCAGUCGGAGUACCGCGAGCGCGUGCGGGAGAACCUCGAGGUGGGCUACGAGGUGCUGACCAUCCGCGCCAGCGACCGCGACUCGCCAGUCAACGCCAACAUGCGCUACCGCAUGCUGGGGGGCGCGUGGGACGUCUUCCAGCUGAACGCAAGCUCCGGCGUGGUGAGCACGCGCGCGGUGCUGGACCGGGAGGAGGCGGCCGAGUACCAGCUGCUCGUGGAGGCCAGCGACCAGGGCCGCAACCCGGGCCCGCUCAGCGCCACGGCCACCGUGUACAUCGAGGUGGAGGACGAGAAUGACAACUACCCCCAGUUCAGCGAGCAGAACUACGUGGUCCAGGUGCCCGAGGACGUGGGGCUCAACACGGCUGUGCUGCGCGUGCAGGCCACGGACCGGGACCAGGGCCAGAACGCGGCCAUUCACUACAGCAUCCUCAGCGGGAACGUGGCCGGGCAGUUCUACCUGCACUCGCUGAGCGGGAUCCUGGAUGUGAUCAACCCCCUGGAUUUCGAGGAUGUCCAGAAGUAUUCGCUGAGCAUCAAAGCCCAGGAUGGGGGCCGGCCCCCGCUCAUCAAUUCCUCUGGGGUGGUGUCAGUGCAGGUGCUGGAUGUCAAUGACAACGAGCCCAUCUUUGUGAGCAGCCCCUUCCAGGCCACGGUGCUAGAGAACGUGCCCCUGGGCUACUCCGUGGUGCACAUUCAGGCGGUGGACGCGGACUCGGGGGAGAACGCCCGGCUGCACUACCGCCUGGUGGACACGGCCUCCGCCUUUCUGGGGGGCGGCAGCGCUGGGCCUAAGAACCCUGUCCCGGCCCCAGACUUCCCCUUCCAGAUCCACAACAGCUCCGGUUGGAUCACUUUGUGUGCGGAGCUGGACCGUGAGGAGGUGGAGCAUUACAGCUUCGGGGUGGAGGCCGUGGACCACGGCUCGCCCCCCAUGAGCUCCUCCACCAGCGUCUCCAUCACGGUGCUGGACGUGAACGACAACGACCCGGUGUUCACACAGCCCACCUACGAGCUGCGUCUGAACGAGGAUGCGGCCGUGGGGAGCAGCGUGCUGACCCUGCAGGCCCGCGACCGCGACGCCAACAGCGUGAUCACCUACCAGCUCACGGGCGGCAACACCCGGAACCGCUUUGCGCUCAGCAGCCAGAGGGGGGGCGGCCUCAUCACCCUGGCGCUACCUCUGGACUACAAGCAGGAGCAGCAGUACGUGCUGGCGGUGACCGCGUCCGACGGCACACGGUCACACACCGCGCAUGUCCUCAUCAACGUCACCGAUGCCAACACCCACCGGCCGGUCUUUCAGAGCUCCCAUUAUACGGUGAGCGUCAGUGAGGACAGGCCUGUGGGCACCUCCAUUGCUACCCUCAGUGCGAACGACGAGGACACAGGAGAGAACGCCCGCAUCACCUACGUGAUUCAGGACCCCGUGCCGCAGUUCCGCAUUGACCCCGACAGUGGCAUCAUGUACACCAUGAUGGAGCUGGACUAUGAGCAGCAGGUCGCCUACACGCUGACCAUCAUGGCCCUGGACAACGGCAUCCCGCAGAAGUCGGACACCACCACCCUGGAGAUCCUCAUCCUCGAUGCCAACGACAACGCACCCCAGUUCCUGUGGGAUUUCUACCAGGGUUCCAUCUUUGAGGAUGCUCCGCCCUCAACCAGCAUCCUCCAGGUCUCUGCCACGGACCGGGACUCGGGUCCCAAUGGGCGUUUGCUGUACACCUUCCAGGGUGGGGAUGACGGCGAUGGGGACUUCUACAUUGAGCCCACGUCUGGUGUCAUCCGCACCCAGCGCCGGCUGGACCGGGAGAACGUGGCCGUGUACAAUCUUUGGGCUGUGGCUGUGGAUCGCGGCAGCCCCACUGCCCUUAGCGCCUCGGUGGAAGUCCAGGUGACCAUCUUGGACAUUAAUGACAACGCCCCCAUGUUCGAGAAGGACGAGCUGGAGCUGUUUGUAGAGGAGAACAACCCAGUGGGGUCGGUGGUGGCAAAGAUCCGAGCUCAGGACCCUGACGAAGGCCCCAAUGCCCAGAUCAUGUAUCAGAUUGUGGAGGGCGACAUGAGGCAUUUCUUCCAGCUGGACCUGCUGAACGGGGACCUGCGUGCCCUGGUGGAGCUGGACUUUGAGGUCCGGCGGGAGUAUGUGCUGGUGGUGCAGGCCACGUCGGCCCCACUGGUGAGCCGAGCCACGGUGCACAUUCUUCUCGUGGACCAGAAUGACAACCCUCCGGUACUGCCCGACUUCCAGAUCCUCUUCAACAACUAUGUCACCAACAAGUCGAACAGCUUCCCCACCGGCGUGAUCGGCCGCAUCCCAGCCCAUGACCCCGACGUGUCGGACAGCCUCAACUACACCUUCCUGCGUGGCAACGAGCUGCACCUGUUGCUACUGGACCCCGCCACGGGCGAGCUGCAGCUCAGCCGGGACCUGGACAACAACCGGCCGCUGGAGGCGCUCAUGGAGGUGUCCGUGUCUGACGGCAUCCACAGCGUCACGGCCCUCUGCACCCUGCGUGUCACCAUCAUCACGGACGACAUGCUGACCAACAGCAUCACCGUCCGCCUGGAAAACAUGUCCCAGGAGAAGUUCCUGUCCCCACUGCUAGCCCUGUUCGUGGAGGGGGUGGCCGCGGUGCUGUCCACCAGCAAGGAGGACGUCUUCGUCUUCAACGUCCAGAACGACACCGACGUCAGCGCCAACAUCCUGAACGUGACCUUCUCGGCGCUGCUGCCCGGCGGCGUCCGCGGCCAGUUCUUCCCGUCGGAGGACCUGCAGGAGCAGAUCUACCUGAACCGGACGCUGCUGACCACCAUCUCCACGCAGCGCGUGCUGCCCUUCGACGACAACAUCUGUCUGCGAGAGCCCUGCGAGAACUACAUGAAGUGCGUCUCCGUGCUGCGCUUCGACAGCUCGGCGCCCUUCCUCAGCUCCACCACCGUGCUCUUCCGGCCCAUCCACCCCAUCAACGGCCUGCGCUGCCGGUGCCCGCCCGGCUUCACCGGGGACUACUGCGAGACGGAGAUCGACCUCUGCUACUCCAGCCCGUGCGGCGCCCACGGCCGCUGCCGCAGCCGCGAGGGCGGCUACACCUGCGAGUGCUUCGAGGACUUCACGGGAGAGCACUGCGAGGUGGACGCCCGCUCAGGCCGCUGUGCCAACGGGGUGUGCAAGAACGGGGGCACCUGUGUGAACCUGCUCAUCGGCGGCUUCCACUGCGUGUGCCCCCCCGGCGAGUACGAGAGGCCCUACUGCGAGGUCACUACCAGGAGCUUCCCGCCCCGGUCCUUUGUCACCUUCCGGGGCCUGAGACAGCGCUUCCACUUCACCGUCUCCCUCACGUUUGCCACCCAGGAGAGGAACGGCCUGCUGCUCUACAAUGGCCGCUUCAACGAGAAGCACGACUUCAUUGCCCUGGAGGUUGUGGACGAGCAGGUGCAGCUCACCUUCUCUGCAGGUGAGACGACCACCACCGUGGCUCCGAAGGUUCCUGGCGGUGUGAGUGACGGGCAGUGGCACUCGGUGCAGGUGCAGUACUACAACAAGCCCAACAUCGGCCACUUGGGCCUGCCCCACGGGCCGUCCGGGGAGAAGAUGGCCGUGGUGACGGUGGAUGACUGUGACACAACCAUGGCUGUACGCUUUGGAAAUGACAUUGGAAACUACAGCUGUGCCGCCCAGGGCACUCAGACUGGCUCCAAGAAGUCCCUGGAUCUGACUGGCCCUCUGCUCCUGGGGGGCGUCCCCAACCUGCCGGAAGACUUCCCGGUGCACAACCGGCAGUUCGUGGGCUGCAUGCGGAACCUGUCGGUCGACGGCAAAAACGUGGACAUGGCUGGAUUCAUCGCCAACAAUGGCACCAGGGAAGGCUGUGCUGCCCGGAGGAACUUCUGUGACGGGAGACGCUGUCAGAACGGGGGCACCUGUGUCAAUAGGUGGAACAUGUACCUGUGUGAGUGUCCGCUCCAAUUCGGCGGGAAGAACUGCGAGCAAGCCAUGCCCCACCUGCAGCUCUUCAGUGGUGAGAGCAUCGUGUCCUGGAGCGACCUGAAUGUCAUCAUCUCUGUGCCCUGGUACCUGGGGCUCAUGUUCCGGACCCGGAAGGAGGACAGCGUUCUGAUGGAAGCCACCAGCGGCGGGUCCACUAGCUUUCGUCUCCAGAUCCUCAACAGCCACCUCCAGUUCGAGGUGUCCCACGGGCCCUCCGGCGUGGAGUCCAUGGUGCUGUCCGGGUUGCGUGUGACCGACGGGGAGUGGCACCACCUGCUGAUCGAGCUGAAGAACGUGAAGGAGGACAGUGAAAUGAAGCACCUGGUGACCAUGACCUUGGACUAUGGGAUGGACCAGAGCAGGGCAGAUAUCGGGGGCAUGCUUCCCGGGCUGACGAUAAGGAGCAUGGUGGUCGGGGGCGCCUCUGAAGACAAGGUCUCCGUGCGCCGUGGGUUCCGAGGCUGCAUGCAGGGAGUGAGGAUGGGGGGGACGCCCACCAAUGUGGCCACCCUGAACAUGAACAACGCCCUCAAGGUCAGGGUGAAGGACGGCUGUGAUGUGGAGGACCCUUGUACCUCGAGCCCCUGUCCCCCCCACAGCCGCUGCCACAAUGCCUGGGAGGACUACAGCUGCGUCUGUGACAAAGGGUACCUCGGGAGAGACUGUGUGGACGCCUGUCACCUGAACCCCUGCGAGAACAUGGCGGCCUGCGUGCGCUCCCCCGGCUCCCCGCGGGGCUACGCGUGCGAGUGUGGGCCCAGCCACUACGGGCCGUACUGUGAGAGCAAACUCGACCUUCCGUGCCCCAGAGGCUGGUGGGGGAACCCCGUCUGUGGACCCUGCCACUGUGCUGUCAGCAAAGGCUUCGAUCCCGACUGUAAUAAGACCAAUGGCCAGUGCCAGUGCAAGGAGAAUUACUACCAGCCGCCGGCCCAGGACGCCUGCCUGCCCUGUGACUGCUUCCCCCACGGCUCCCACAGCCGCGCUUGCGACAUGGCCACUGGGCAGUGCGCCUGCAAGCCCGGUGUCAUCGGCCGCCAGUGCAACCGUUGUGACAACCCAUUCGCCGAGGUCACCACACUCGGCUGCGAAGUGAUCUACAACGGCUGUCCCAAAGCAUUUGAGGCCGGCAUUUGGUGGCCACAGACCAAGUUCGGGCAGCCGGCUGCAGUACCAUGCCCCAAAGGGUCUGUCGGAAAUGCAGUUCGACACUGCAGUGUGGAGAAGGGCUGGCUGCCGCCAGAGCUCUUUAACUGCACCACCAUCUCCUUCGUGGACCUCAGGACCAUGAAUGAGAAGCUGAGCCGCAACGAGACGCAGGUGGAUGGCACCGGGGCCCUGCGGCUGGCGAGGGCGCUGCGCAACGCCACACGGCACACGGCCACGCUCUCCGGCAAUGACGUGCGCACGGCCUACCAGCUGCUGGGCCGCAUCCUGCAGCACGAGAGCCAGCAGCAGGGCUUCGACCUGGCGGCCACACAGGAUGCUGACUUCCAUGAGGACGUCAUCCACUCGGGCAGCGCCCUCCUGGCCCCGGCCACCAGGGCGGCGUGGGAGCAGAUCCAGCGGAGCGAGGGUGGCACGGCACAGCUGCUCCAGCACCUCGAGGGCUACUUCAGCAACGUGGCACGCAAUGUGCGGCGGACGUACCUGCGGCCCUUCGUCAUUGUCACCGCCAACAUGAUUCUUGCUGUCGACAUCUUUGACAAGUUCAACUUCACGGGAGCCACUGUGCCACGGUUCAGCGCCAUUCAGGAAGAGUUCCCCAGGGAGCUGCAGUCCUCCGUCUCCUUCCCAGCUGACUUCUUCAAACCCCCUGAAGAGAAAGAAGGCCCCCUGGGGAGGCCAGCCGGACGGAGGACCACCACGCAGACCACGCGCCCGGGGCCAAGCACCGAGAGGGAGGCCCCGAUCAGCAGGCGGAGGCGACACCCCGAUGAUGCUGGCCAGUUCGCCGUCAUUCUGGUCAUCAUUUACCGUACCCUGGGGCAGUUCCUGCCCGAGCGCUAUGACCCAGACCGACGGAGCCUUCGGCUGCCUCACCGGCCCGUCAUUAAUACCCCGAUGGUGAGCACGCUGGUGUACAGUGAGGGGGCUCUGCUCCCAAGACCCCUGGAGAGGCCCGUCCUGGUGGAGUUUGCCCUGCUGGAGACGGAGGAGCGAACCAAGCCCAUCUGCGUGUUCUGGAACCACUCCCUGGCCGUCAGUGGGACGGGAGGGUGGUCUGCCCGGGGGUGUGAGCUCUUGUCCAGAAACCGGACGCACGUCGCAUGCCAGUGCAGCCACACGGCCAGCUUCGCGGUGCUCAUGGACAUCUCCAGGCGUGAGAAUGGGGAGGUCCUGCCGCUGAAGAUCGUCACCUACGCCGCCGUGUCCUUGUCGCUGGCAGCCCUGCUGGUGGCCUUCGUCCUCCUGAGCCUGGUCCGCACGCUGUGCUCCAACCUGCACAGCAUUCACAAGCACCUGGCCGCUGCACUUUUCCUCUCUCAGCUGGUGUUCGUGAUGGGGAUCAACCAGACGGAGAACCCGUUCCUGUGCACCGUGGUCGCCAUCCUCCUCCACUUCAUCUACAUGAGCACCUUCGCCUGGACCCUGGUGGAGAGCCUGCACGUGUACCGCGUGCUGACCGAGGUGCGCAACAUCGACGCGGGGCCCAUGCGGUUCUACUAUGUCGUGGGCUGGGGCCUCCCAGCCAUCGUCACAGGACUGGCGGUCGGCCUGGACCCCCAGGGCUACGGAAACCCUGACUUCUGCUGGCUGUCCCUUCAAGACACCCUGAUCUGGAGCUUUGCGGGGCCCGUUGGAGCUGUUAUGAUUAUCAAUACAGUCAUUUUUGUCCUAUCUGCAAAGGUUUCCUGCCAAAGAAAGCAUUAUUAUGAAAAAAAGGGGAUCGUCUCCCUGCUGAGGACCGCCUUCCUCCUGCUGCUGCUCAUCAGUGCCACCUGGCUGCUGGGGCUGCUGGCCGUGAACCGUGACGCUCUGAGCUUUCACUACCUCUUCGCUGUCUUCAGCGGCUUACAGGGCCCCUUCGUCCUCCUCUUCCACUGCGUGCUCAGCCAGGAGGUCCGGAAGCACCUGAAGGGCGUGCUCAGCGGGAGGAAGCUGCACCUGGAGGACUCCGCCACUACCAGGGCCAUGCUGCUGACGCGCUCCCUCAACUGCAACACCACCUUCGGUGACGGGCCGGACAUGCUGCGCACGGCCCUGGGCGAGUCCACCGCCUCGCUGGACAGCACCAUCAGGGAUGAAGGGGUCCAGAAGCUCAGCAUGUCCUCUGGGCAGGCACGGGGCAGCCACGGAGAGCCAGACUCGUCCUUCUUGCCUAAAGGCUCCAAAGACCCCUCUGGCCACGAUUCUGACUCGGACAGUGAGCUGUCCCUGGAUGAGCAGAGCAGCUCUUACGCCUCCUCACACUCGUCAGACAGCGAGGACGACGGGGUGGGGGCUGAGGAAAAAUGGGACCCGGCCAGGGGCGCCAUCCACAGCACCCCCAAAGGGGAUGCCGUGGUCAACCACGUCCCGGCCAUCUGGCCUAACCAGAGCCUAGGCGGCAGUGACAGUGAGGAUCCUGAGGAUCCCGGCAGCCAGCCCCGCCUGAAGGUGGAGACCAAGGUCAGCGUGGAACUGCACCUCGAGGAGCAGGGCGGUCACUGUGGCGAGAGCCCCCCAGACCGGGAGAGCGGGGGCACGGUCAGGCCUGCCAGCAGCCAGCCCCCGGAGCAGAGGAAAGGCAUCUUGAAAAAUAAAGUCACUUACCCACCGCCACUGACGCUGACGGAGCAGAUGCUGAAGGGCCGGCUCCGGGAGAAGCUGGCGCACUGUGAGCAGAGCCCCGCGUCCUCGCGCACAUCCUCCCUGGGCUCUGGGGCCCCGGAUGGCGCCAUCACGGUCAAGAAUCCCGGGAGGGAGCCGGGGCGUGAGCACCUCAAUGGGGCAGCCAUGAACGUGCGCACCGGGAGCACCCAGGCCGACGGCUCUGACUCCGAGUGAAGGCAGUAAUGAAACUUCAAUUUGAACCAUCAGGAAACCCUGAGGCAAGCCCAUCACCCCCACACAGGCUGCCGCGUCGCCGAGCCCUCGGACCUUGGAGCCCGAGGGGCCACUGCCUUUGGAGUGAAGUGGGCCCUGAGUGUGGUGGUCCCCACGGUGACAGCCCCCCAACUGAUCAUCCACACACAAAGGUCUUGGCCCUCCCAGGAGCUCAGGGUCUGUCAGACCUGGUAACAAGUGCCAAAGGCCACAGGCAUGAGGGGGGCGCGGACCACCAGGCCAGCACCGCUGGGUCCUAAGACUGCAGACAGAGCCAAAACGGUGAGCGGGGCCCCAGACCAGGCCCAAAGGCUGCCCAGAGUUCAGGGACAUUGGGCAGAGACCAAAGACUGUGGUCCAGCGCCGCCCGUGCAGACAUCUCACGGCAGUGCAGGGCCGUGGCUGGCAGCCCUUUGCAAAGACACUGCUUGUCUUAAAGUUGCUUUGCAAAUGUGGAGAAGGUGUAGAUGCUUUUAUACGUUUGUACGGGACUCUGAGGAGGUGAAACCUGUGUAUAUUUUGCAGUUGUGCUGACUUUGUUGAUCCCGGGAGAUCCAUGGAAUGAUCUCUUGCUGUCUUCUCUGUAAAGAAGAUUGCACAGUUGUACUUGAAUCUGGCAUGGGUUGACAAAACUGUCGCCCCAGCGGAUCAAAGGUGGACAAUACGUUGGCAGUGGGGCUAAAACCAAGCGGUUAGAAGCCCUACAGCUGCCUUUGGCCGGACAGCGAGGAUGGCGUGGGCCCUCCCCACGGGCCCCCUGGGUCCGCGCUGUGUUCGCCAUGCGUGUGUUCGCCCUCUGCUGCCGUCUGUCCCAGCUGUGUGAAUUCUAGACGGGGCAGUCUGGGACUAGACAGGUGUGAGGAGCCCUGCUGAGGUCACGGUGGGGCACGGUUGCCACACAGCUGUCAUUUUCCACCUGGUCGUUCCCUGACCACCACCGUCUCCCCUCACCCCCUCCCAGGUGGCCCGGGAGCUGCAGGUGGGGGUGGCUUUGCCCUUUACUGCUGCUCCCAGUGGGACCUGCGACCUUAAAGUGUUGCAGGCUCCUGAUUUGGGCAGAGGCGUGUGGUCUUCCAGGCUGUUCCGUCCCUCCUGCCAAUCUUCUAGCUCCUUGAGACUUGGAGGAUCUCCAGGCAGGCAGGGGUCCCAACCCCUGAAGUCUGACCAAUUACUUCAUUUUGCUUCAAAUGGCCAAUUGUGCAGAAGGACAAAGCCACAGUCACACUCUUCAGCGGUUACCAAACUGUUUUUGGAAAUUCACAUCAGGGACGGGCCCACUGCAGGCAGUUGACACAGCGUGGCCCGAGGGGCUGUGGAACAGGGCCCAGGACUACUCAGACACGGUUGGUUUUAGCGUUUCCUUUGUUCUUCAAAUCAGGUGCCCACAUCAGUGAUCCGCACAGCUGCUUCCUAAUAGAAAGCAUAAAGUAGGGUGAAAAUCAAGUGAAAGGCAGAGAUGUCCACACUCAGUUUUAAACUUUACCCUGAUGAAAAUGUGAGCACUGUCAGCAGGUGCCUGUGUGCGAGAGGAAGAGCAGAGCUGAAAACGGUCCAGGACAGGAGGAGGAAAUGAGCCCACAGCCCUCACACCUGAGUGAGUUAUGUGCCUCACCAGGUGAGCGGUCUUCCGAAGAUACAAAAGUCUGCUCCCUUUGGACGUUUGCCCCUGACAAGUACGGAAAGGCUUUUAAGUCUUCCGGCAGUCCACUUUCACCGUAACGGGGUCCGCCCCGAGCUGUAAUUUUUUUGUCUGUUCUAUUUUAUUUUUUUCACAUACUCCACAGCCAGCAUCAUGAGGUGUAAUUUUUAAUUUGAUCGGAACUGUUACCAAAAAACAACUGUCAGUUUGAGACAGGAGAAACGGAAACCUAUUUUUAUUACUUAAGACUUUAUGGGAGAGAUGAGACACUGGACGGUUUUAACAGAUGUGUAUUUAUUAAUGUCCAAAACACUGGAAUUUCAAAUGAGAAGAGUCUACAAUAAAUUAAGAUUUUUGAAUUUGUA